Molecule: messenger RNA, 9798 nt
Organism: Menidia menidia (Atlantic silverside)
Lineage: Eukaryota; Metazoa; Chordata; Actinopteri; Atheriniformes; Atherinopsidae
Source: the annotation of a GenBank genome assembly
AUGGGAGAAGCCUGGCGGGGAGCUGGUGCGGCCAGAUCGUCCACAUGGGUUGCGUUGCUUCUCAGUGUGAUUACUUCUGUGUGCGCAGUGGAAGAGACAGUGAUGGAUACGAGGACAGCAACGGCUGAGCUUGGCUGGAUAUCUUUUCCUGCCAAUGGGUGGGAGGAGGUAUCGGGCUAUGAUGAGAACCUCAACACCAUCAGGACAUACCAGGUGUGCAACGUGUUUGAACCCAGCCAGAACAACUGGCUUCUUACCACUUACAUCGACCGGCGGGCGGCGCAGCGCAUCUAUGUGGAGAUCCGCUUCACUGUGCGGGAUUGUGCCUCCAUACCAAAAGUCCUGGGCUCCUGCAAGGAGACGUUCAACCUCUAUUACCUAGAAACUGAUAGAACUGUGUCAGAGAAUACCAAAGGAGUGGAGUACUGGGCCAAUGCCCCCUUUCUAAAGGUGGACACCAUUGCGGCUGAUGAGAGUUUCUCCCAGGUUGAUUUUGGGGGCAGGCUGAUGAAGGUUAACACAGAAGUGAGGAGUUUUGGGCCACUGUCCAAAGGCAGAGGGUUCCACUUGGCAUUCCAGGAUUUGGGCGCUUGCAUGUCCCUUCUGGCUGUCAGAGUGUUCUACAAGAAAUGUCCCAGCAUAGUGCAGAACUUUGCUUUUUUCCCAGAGACGCUAACAGGGGCAGAGUCCACCUCAUUGGUCAUUGCCAGAGGAAGCUGCAUCCCAAAUGCAGAAGAGGUAGAUGUGCCCAUAAAGCUCUACUGUAAUGGGGAUGGAGAGUGGAUGGUGCCCAUCGGCAGUUGCAGCUGCAAGGCGGGAUAUGAGCCAGACAAUGGCAACGUGUGUAGAGCUUGUCCUCAGGGCACCUUUAAGUCAUCCCAGGGGGCUGGAUUAUGUCAACAAUGCCCGCUCAACAGUCGCUCGACCAUUGAAGCUGCCACCCUCUGUGGUUGUCGGAAUGGAUAUUACCGCGGCGACAUGGACAAACCGGAGGACAUGUGCACCAGUGUCCCGUCAGCCCCCCGUAAUGUGGUCUCAGUGGUGAACCAAACAUCUGUACAGCUGGAGUGGCACUCACCGCGUGACACUGGGCACCGCGAUGACUUGUCUUAUAACAUCUUAUGCCGCCGAUGCUAUAGCAAUGAGCGUCGGGCAUGCCAGCCAUGUGACGACAGCGUGGUGUUUGUUCCAGGCAAGCAGGCAUUGAAGGGAACGGCAGUUGAGAUCAGCAAGCUGCGAGCACACACGUCAUAUACCUUUGACGUUCAGGCAGUCAACGGAGUGUCCAAUAAGAGUCCUUACCCUGCCCAGCAGCUGUCAGUCAACAUUACAACCAAUCAGGCUGCUCCCUCAGUGGUUCCCAUAAUGCACCAAAUAAGCUCAACAAGCCGCAGCUUCUCGUUGUCAUGGCCACCACCUGAACAGCCCAAUGGAAUUAUCCUUGACUACGAGAUUCGAUACUACGACAAGUCCCAGUCUUCGCUUCUGAACAGUUCAAUGGUCCAGAGUGACACCCCUAAUGUAGUUCUGGAGGGCCUGAGGCCUGGCACCGGCUAUGUGGUCCAGGUGAGAGCUCGGACUGUGGCCGGCUACGGAGCCUACAGCAAAGAGAUGCUCUUCCAAACCCUGACUGACGAUGAGUACAAGUCAGAGCUUGGGCAGCAGCUCUCCCUGAUUGCUGGCUCUUUGGUAGGCGGAGUGUGUAUCGUCUCUCUGGUAGCUAUCGUCAUCAUCUGUACCAGAAGGAGUCAGCUGAAAGAGAGUGUGUAUGGGGACAAGCUGCAGCAGUACAACGCAGGAGGAGAAGUAACACUGAGACCAGACAUGUUUAGUGGCCCUACCCCCACAGUGACCUUUCCCACCCUGUCUGAGGGCCGCAGUUCACCAGGGGUCAAGAUCUAUAUUGACCCUUUUACUUAUGAAGACCCCAAUGAAGCAGUCCGCGAGUUCGCCAAAGAAAUCGACCCCUCUUGUGUCAAAAUAGAGGAAGUCAUCGGAUCAGGUGAGUUCGGGGAGGUGUACAAAGGUCGCCUGAAACCUGUUGGGAAAAAGGAAAUUCCCGUAGCCAUCAAAACCCUGAAGGUGGGCUACUCUGAGAGGCAGAGGAGAGACUUCCUGGCUGAGGCGUCGAUCAUGGGCCAGUUUGACCAGCCAAACAUUAUCAGACUGGAGGGCGUGGUCACCAAGAGCAGACCCACCAUGAUCAUAACGGAGUUCAUGGAGAACGGAGCACUCGACUCAUUUCUGAGACAAAAUGAUGGGCAGUUCCCAGUCAUCCAGCUUGUCGGUAUGCUGAGAGGCAUCGCAUCUGGAAUGAGGUACCUGGCAGAGAUGAGUUACGUUCACCGCGACUUGGCCGCACGAAAUAUUUUAGUUAACAGUAACCUGGUGUGUAAGGUGUCAGACUUCGGCUUAUCACGUUAUUUGGAAGAGGAUACGUCUGAUCCAACCUACACCAGCUCACUGGGAGGUAAAAUCCCAGUGAGGUGGACAGCGCCAGAGGCAAUCGCAUACAGAAAAUUCACAUCAGCUUCAGAUGUCUGGAGUUAUGGAAUUGUCACCUGGGAGGUGAUGGCAUACGGAGAGAGACCUUACUGGGACAUGAGCAACCAAGACGUGAUAAAUGCAAUAGAGCAAGACUUCAGGCUGCCAGCUCCUAUGGACUGUCCAGUAGUGCUUCACCAGCUGAUGCUGGAUUGCUGGCAGAAAGACCGGAAUGCACGGCCAAAAUUUCCUGAUAUCGUCAGCAUGUUGGACAAAAUGAUACGCAACCCCGCGUCGCUCAAAACUGGUACCAACAACACAGUCCCUGGUCCUGUGCAGAAUCCCUUGUUAGAUCGAGCAGCUCCGGACUUGAGCAGCGUGAGCUCAGUAGAAGACUGGCUGGCUGCACUGAAGAUGACCCAGUACAGAGAUUCCUUCAUCGGCUCAGGCUUCACUUCCUUGCCACUCGUCACACAAAUCACAUCAGAGGAUCUGCAAAGGAUCGGAGUGUCCCUUGCUGGACACCAGAAGAAAAUACUAACCAGCGUACAAUCAAUGAGGCACCACAUGGAUGACCAGUCUCCCACUGAAUCUGUAUAGAAACAGAAGAAUUACACAUUUUACUAGAAUCAAUCACUGCUGGUUCAGUCAGUGAACAAACAGGGUGUCAGCGUACAAUUCUCUUUAAUCCACUUACUUUCAUUUUCUGCAUUGAGAAAUCACAAUUCCUAAAUUUUGCAACCAGCAUGGACUUUGCUGUAAAUGGCCAGAUCUGUCUUGGAGUCCCUGGAUAGACCUCUCAUACCAGUUUACUUUGUAAAAGUUGCAAAACUCCCUGGGAUUGAACUUACAAGUGAUAUUUGUUAGAUAACCACUGAAAAGACUAAAAUAAGUGGCACUGUGGCAAACACAAAACUAGCCCCUGCCUUUGAAGGGCUACUUUAAGUUUCACCUAAAGAUCAGUCAAAGUCUGCUCUCUCCGUCCUUUUAUUUACCAGGCUGACUGUUGAAAGGAGAUGAGGGUUCUUUUUUUUCUCACACAGCACUCCACUGGGAAUAAUAAACUGGCUGAGAAAACGUGUCUAAUAAGGGAAAGAAACUGGAACACGAGCCUGUUCCUGAAUGAAAGAUCAGUGGCAGCCCUUCCCAGCUCCAACAUGUUGUGUUGUCACUCCUUUAUUGUGUUGGUGUAAAAUGCUGUUGUUUAAAUCCAGAUAUGAGUCAGCCAUCUAAAUCAGACCUUUUUGAAGAUCUAUCUUCAUAUUGAAGAGUGUGUAUAUAUUAUGAAGUGGAAAAUGUAUUUCCUACUUGCUCUAUUACUUUAACUUUAACCAACAGUAUCUGACAAUGUUUAAUAUCACGGGAGUAUCUGAAAGUUUUUGCAGAAUUUUCUUCCCCUGUUGACUCAUCAACACACACAACAAAUAGAAAAAUUAGAUGUCACCGUUAUAUGUUUUUGUACUUUCCACAUGGACAGAUUACAAGAUCCGGCCCACACAAAGUACCUGGUUUAUAUAGAACUCAUCAAAAAUACCCUUAAAACUCAUACAGUUACAGAUCUGAGUCUGGCAAUUGAACUGAUAAGAAAAUAUUAUCCAGUAGCAAUGUUGCUUCAAACCAGGAUCCAAAUCACCUGCUUGGAGUUACAGAGGACAAAAAUCACCUUUAGAGAUGAUGUGAUUUGAAGAAUUAUCGCUUACUCAAAUGCAACCGUUGUGUCCGGUGGAUCUCAGAAAAGGCAUUUUCAUUUAAUGUUCUCGUGAUUUGGCUGUAUAUCCUAAAUCUGACAGCCAUUCAAGCAUUAAGACGGACAAACCGGAUAUUCAAUGCUCAUGUUCUGUCCAUGAACAGAAAAAAUCUCAUUUCUGUCUCAAGUGCGUGGCUGCAAUCCAGAUGGCUGUCAUUACUCUACAGCAGGCAGCCUGGCAGGGUCCUUUGCAUUCAUUCAUUUCUUUUAUUCACUGGCUGCUGGACAUGUUCUUGUCAGGGUCUGUUUUUACUAUCUCAAUUGUAGAUUGACAUGUCUGAUUAUUAUUGUUGUGCCAAAUUGUAGUUGAAACUUGGUAAAGUGCCCUGUCCGUAUUGUCACCUGUACUCUGAGGACAGGAAGCUUUUCCAAUAUCCACAUGUCUGAUUUAUGAUAGAGAACUGGUCCUACAAGAAAAGCAAUAAAAAGUCAAAUGCUUUGGCUUUAAAAACAAAAUUAUCAGAUGAGUUAUCACAUCUGAAUUGAAUGUGAUAUUCGAGUCACUCCUCCUCUCAAAGUACAAUAUCAAUAAGGCCUGAUCUCACUAUGGGCACUCUGGUGGAGAAGCACUUUUUAUCUAAGCACUGAGCGGAUUACCGGCUGCAAAACAACUGCAGCCUCGCUCUGCCUUCAGCCCAAACCUCUGGUCAGGCGUGUGCAAGCACAUCUCAAGGAUUACCAGUCAGUAGCUGUGAUUAGACCGUAUGAUUUUACUCGCCAUUGACUGGGAGCCAUGCUCACAGUGACAGACGGCAAGUGUUGUUUGCCAUCACUUCUGCAGAGCACUGUGUUUGUGUUUGUUUUGCACCACUGCUCUCCACUGGUGGGACGCCCCAAAGUCUUUUCAUUUAUGAACAUUGUGACAUUGGGAGGUCUGUGGCCGUUUCAAACCUCCAAACAUUUCCGUUUCAGUUUUUUUUGCUGAAACUCUACUCUGACAGCACAACCACAAUUGCAUUUGUUGCCUGGCAACAGAGGCUUAUUGAACAUUUUAUCAGGAAGUACUGAGAUCAACUGGGAGCGUGUCAGUUGUUCAGUUGAAUAAUUUGUUGUAAAUAGAUGCCUCUGGAAAAACCGUCUCUGCGAUAGCUCAGAGGUUUACUAAAGAAUGAGACAACUAGCGUGCCUAAAAGCUCAUAAUGAAUGCCACUAAAAAAGGAUAAUACCAUGCAGAGGAAAUGAACACUAUCAUCACAUACGAGCAUCUUGCUGCAUCACCUACUAUCUGUAGUUUAGUGCGAUGUGUCAAUUACUGGCUUAAUAUCUUUUUCUCUCUUUGUAAUAAGUUAAGGAUGAGCUUUCAGACAUUUCACACAUUACUGUGUCCGUGUUUGAAAAAAAGAGAAAAAGUUGAACAGUCAUUCUAUAGCUUGUGGUUAUAGAAUGACAUGACUGAGUUUGGGGAAAAAUAUUCAAUGUCUUGUUGGAGUUCUUGAGAAAAGCCGCCUUGUGUUCAGAGGUAUUUUUAAAAAGACAAAUCCACCCUCAGUCUGUUGCUCCAACAGAAAACAUUUGUUCUGUGUUUGUGGCCAUGCAGAGCUAAAACACAGGCUAAUUAUAUCUGUGCUGAAUAUCUGAGUAAACACUGCGUUCUAAUUCAGGACGAGAAUACAUGUUUUAUUCAUUUUUUCUUUAAAAGUCAGGCAGAAAUGUCACCAAACUUGACAUAUUUUGAGUUUUUUCUGUAAAAAGACUUCAAAAGUUGUCAGGAAAUAACAGUUUUAAAGAUAUGUUUCCUUUAGAUGCCAGCCGUGUCCCAGUUUAUCACUGCAGCUGAAGCGUUCACACUGUGGCACGGAUAAAACAAAUAAACUGAAAAAUGAUUCUCAAUACUCUUGUGAUGACCAGUCAGAAAUGCUGGUGAACACAGGAACACCACAGAAAACAUGUAAUUAUGUCACUAUGUCAGUCUUGGGAAAGUUUUACUGUACGAGAAUGAAAAUGUUUUUCGAUCCAUACAAAAAAAAAAAACAUUAAUCUGACAUCACUGUUUCCUGUAUCAUUCAGCCACCACGAAGCCGUUCAAAGUGCCUUUUUUUCGUUUUCUUCCUCAUUAUACUUUAGCAAAGCCAUUUCCUAAACAAUGUAAAAGUUACUUGGUUUACACUCACAUUCACACUGUUCAGUUUCACAGUUCUGAAAAGAUGAUAAAAGAACAAAUGUUUUGUUGCAGUUUGCUUCAUGCCAAGUUGACACUGGUAUAUCCGGCCUCAAACUUCCACUUCAGUCCAACUACUUCUCGCUUAAUUAUUGAGCAUUGGGAAGCAAAGCUUUAAAUAUUAUUCACACUUUAGAUUAAUGUGAUAAAAUUUUGUUUUAAGCCGUGCAGAUGGUGACAAGCUUUGAUCCCUCGGUUUAAUUUAGCCACAUUAGUGAAGUGGCUGUCCUGCUCACAUAUCCAUCUUUCCAGCUUCGCAUUUUGGGUCUGACUUGUUCAGAGUGUGUAAGCAGUGUUAGAUGUGAUAUUGAUCACAUAUGGGUCUUCAUUUUGAAGUUAGUGUAGAUGAUAGUAUGGUAGCAGUUUCAUCAGAAUUGGAGAAUAUUUCCACACAUUUGCAUAAAGAAAUAAAAAGAAAGGCAAGGUUUGUGUGUUCCUCUGUGUGUAAACACACUCAUUCAGAGCCCAAUCAGAACAGUGCAAUCAGUACUUUUGUCAGACAGCAAAACAUCAUAUCUUGUGAUGUGUGAUAAACUCAUUGAUGACACAUAGAUGCUUUACUUAGGUUGCUGCAAUUUAUUUCAUGUAAUCUUGAAUUUUUAGCCAUUACAUAAUGUGACAAAAUCACCCUUCCUAAAGAUCUACCCAUUCAAACUAAUCUCUUGACAGAACACGAUAUUUCCAGAUUUUUGUGUCAUGAUUUCUGCUGUCCAAAUUUUGCGGUUGUUGAUUUCUUUUCCACAAACGUGUAAAAGGGGGAAGAAGGCAUGAUAGAACAUGCUAAUCCAUAGAAAGCUAUGCAAGAGAUCUCUAUUGCCUACUGUUUGACGCUAUGCUUGCUCUUUUCUACUUCUUUUCUACUUCUUUUUCAAUUGAGGAUUAUUUUUUUCUUUUGUGCCCACCUCCAACUGGGGUAAAAAGUUGGAAAAAAGAUGGUAAGGAUUCUAUUUUAGGACUGCCUUUACAUCCAUUCCGUCCAUCAUUGUCUAUACUGUUUAUUCCUGGUGGGGUUGCUGGAGCCCAUCCCAGCUGACUUUGGGCAAGAAGCAGCGUAAACUCACUUCCAUAGGCAAUCCUAGCGUACAUGUUUUCGAACUGUGCGAGGAAGCCAGAGUGCUCGGAGAGAACCCACGCAUAUGUGGAAAGUACAUGCACAAAUAACACAGAAAGGUUCCCAUUAAUUUCUUCUCCAAUGUAGAUUUUUAGAUCUUCAAGCAGUAUGUUCCCAUGUCUCACUUUGAAGCUAUGGACUGUGAUAUUAAUGAAUUUCUUAACAUGUGAGGGAAGCAUAUGUUUCACAAUAUUUCCUGUAAUGUCAGUCUCCCCCGUAAUUAACUGUUUAUUAGUAAGUUCUUUGCAUCUUCAGAGAUUCAGACUUCAUUUAAUAAGCAAAGUAUCAAAUGCUGAACUCAAGGCUUUGAGGCAGCAGUUCAGAGAUCAGAGACUGAUAUCUCUGUGACUUUGCCCAUGUUUGAUUUACAGUCUACGGCCAAGGAAAAAGCUUGGUUCACUAACUGGCAUCGCCAAUCGCUUCUUGGUAAUCUGAUUGGAUGAAGUUUGCUUAUGACAGGCAGCAAUAGACAGAUGGUUCAUCCAAUCACCAGCCAAAUAUUCUUUUCAAAGCGUUUGCCAUUUUCCAGACACUUUCAAACAACUUCCCAGAUGGUUUCUUGUAACAAACCAUCUGUUGUGUCAUUUUAGUUCAGUAUUAUAAACCUAUAUACUGAAAUCACUUCUCAUACAAGACAAACCGCAGAAGAAUAACUGAUGGCACUUGGCAGCCGAGGACUAGAUGGGGCGUUUACUCUGGAGUAUGUCAGUAACCUCGGUGCAUGUCACACUGUUCCCUUGUGCUUGUUAUUCCCUUAGCAGAGCAUGCUAGAUAGACUAUUUUGGAAUUUGAGAGUGGAGUAGUGUAAUAACUGCUCUGUAUCUUGACUGGCACGGAUAUGCUGAGACAAUUCAGCACUUUAAUUUCCCAGAAGUGCUUCCUGUCGUUGCUGUUCCAUACAGUACCUGUGCUUUUUGGCAUGUUCCGCCACCAGGAAUAGUGUUAAAAAAAGCAACGUGUCACAUCACUCUCAUCUGUGUCUGCAGAAAAAAAACAGGAAGCCUUUCAUAAAAAAUAAACAUAUAUAGAAACAUGCGUUGUAAGCACAGCUAUGACUUAAGGGCAAAAAUAAGAUAAAAGAUCUUUUUUUUUUGUCACAUUAUUGUUGUUUUCUGUGUAUAGACAGACAGCAUCUGACCAGUUUGUGAAUGUGAAUGUGUGCGAAACCACAGCUUAUCUCAUUUGUAAAGCUCAUUUGUUGUUGCUGAAAAUCACUGUUGCUGUUCUGGGAUUACUGUCAGUGGAGACGGUGAAAAAUGUCUCUCAAUGUUCGUCUCUGAAUCACUGUACAAAAGGCAGCUGCAGACAAAAGUCCUUCCUCUGUGAUUCUGAUGGGCUGACAGCAAAACCUGACAUUUUACUGCAGAUGUUUUCGAUAAAGUUGUGAUUCAGACCAGCAGAGAGUAAAGAAAAAUAGACCACUGAACAACAAAGCAGGCUGACCAUUGCAAGGAGAGUCUGGUCUGAGUGCUUCAGGGUGGAUUUAUCUCUUAAUUGGACGUAUUUUUUAACGGUUAGACGGUGCUCCUUUUGUCUGGUGUAAUAGCUACAAGUGAGGCUGGCAAAUGAGAGCAGGUGAAAUAUGAUGAGUGAAAAAGUACAGGGAAUAGAAGGGACAGGGAUGAGUAUGGAAGAGAAACAGAAUCGUAAUGAAACGGGACGGGAGGAGGGGCGAGAAGCGAAACUCAUCUUGUGUUUGAAUAAAAAUGAGGCUGGGUGUGGAGAGAUUACUCUUUCUUUUUGUCUUUCUCACUGUGCUUUACCCAGCCAUUCUCCUUCUUCUUCCAAAGCCUAUAACCUCUCUGAAUAACUCACUCUGCUUCCUGUCCACAUUUCUACUCUUUCCUUUGAACAGUUUGUAGGUAGGCAGUCAUUCUAUUUUAGAUGUUCUGUUUUCAAAAACACUUUGAACUCAUAUCUCUUGAGGAUGUAUUAGCACAUAUCUUUUUCCCAAAGCCCUGUCAGAAUAUUGUUAAAGGUUUUUCCAGAAGAUAUUUACUCCUAAACUGUGAAAGUAUCGGUCUCUACUUGCCAUACUCUUUCUGUCUAAACUUAAACUAAGUCUAAACUAAGCACACACACAAUACAUGCAGAAAAAGAGGUUUCCCUAUUGAUCUUGUAUAGCAACUUACUGCUUUAUCAAGAUAAACAUGCUGGUGUUGUUGGUCCCUGGUGAUCUCUUCUCACCGUACUAUCUCAGCUAUUGGACAGAAUCUCUUGAAAUGUUUUUUUUAUUAUUUUUUUAUUGUUCUAACUGUGAUGACCUGUUCACAGUGCUGUCAUUAGAUUCAGAUGUUC